Molecule: messenger RNA, 1105 nt
Organism: Centruroides sculpturatus (bark scorpion)
Lineage: Eukaryota; Metazoa; Arthropoda; Arachnida; Scorpiones; Buthidae
Product: spermatogenesis-associated protein 5-like
Exons: 4
Coding region: 651-1070 (139 amino acids)
Molecular function (GO): ATP hydrolysis activity; ATP binding
Source: RefSeq, a predicted model, not a curated record
AAAAGGCAAAUGUUAUUGAAAACUUAACUUUAGAAACUGUUUUAACUACUAUUUUUGAUCUUUCUGAAUGUGAACAUUCACCAGUGUGACCCGCUAUUCAUUUAUUCUCAAGAAAAUGGCAUUAAAAUUUUUCAAGUUUUAGGCCAGUUUUCAAGAGCAUUUUUUCAAGUUGGCUGCAUUGAUUAUCCAAAAUUGUUGAAAUAAUAAUAUCAAGCAUGCCAUUAUUCUUUAUUACAGUAAAGUUUAUUCAGAUAGAAUAUUACUUUCCCCAUACACAAACAAACUAUAAUAUAUAUUUAUACAUGUUCUUAGUUUAUUUUAGUUUUAGUAAAUUUUAUAUAUAUUUUUGAUAUUUUUAUCUUGUUAAUUGAUGACCCAAAUUCUGCUGUAUUGGAUCUCAAAUUUAAAUUAAGUACUCUUUCCGUAGAAUUCUUCACGAGAACUUAUUACAUUGUGCUGUUAUGCAUAAGCUUCUAUUUGCUGUCAUCUGGCUUUAAUAUUGAUGAUUGCACAAUGUUGAUAGAGAAACAGUAACUUAAUUUAAAUUUGUAGGCUCCAAGAAAGCAGAGUUUGAGUUUUAUUAGAAAAGUUAGAAUUUAUUUAUUAUAUCUGUUGAUAUUUAUGUUGCUAUUAUUUACUUGUCUGAAUAUAUGUUUAGUGAAGCCAAGCUGAGAGAGAUCUUUUCUGAAGCUAAAAUAAGAGCACCAAGUAUUAUAUUUAUUGAUGAAUUUGAUGUUCUUUGCCCAAAAUAUCAAGAUUCUUAUCAACAAGUCGAAAGGAGAGUACUUGCAACAUUGUUGACAUUAAUGGAUAGUUUAUAUAUACUUAAAAAAUUAUUAAAAGAUAAGAGACAUUCCUUAACAGAAGAAAAUAUGAAAGAAAUUGCUGAAAAACUUCAUGGAUACACUGGAGCAGAUUUAAAUUGCUUGUGUAGAAAUGUUUGUUUUAUGUUGUUGAAAGAGCAAUCAGAUGAUCUGGUUAUGACGUUAAGUCAUUUUAAUUCGGCAAUAAGAGAGAUGAAACCAAGUGCUUUGAAGGAAAUGGAUAUUCAGAUUUCAAAGGUAAAAUAAAUUUCUUAGUUUAUUUUAUAAAUAAAAAUCAUAAA